AUGGCCAUGGGAGUGAAGGAGUUUGUCAUCGACACGCCCUGCGAAAAUGCUCAGAAGAUGUAUAUUGGGAACGCGAAGCAUGGGAAUUACACGGUGGUCUUCGCCCAGCUCAUCAUAAAUGGAAGAUCUCAAGGACCCCACUGUUUCAUUGUUCCUGUCCGGGAUGAAAAUGGAAGCUUGUACCCAGGAGUGACAGCUAUUGAUAUGAUGCACAAAGAAGGUCUACACGGUGUGGAUAAUGGGAUUCUGAUAUUUGACAAGGUUCCCAUACCGAGGGAGAAGCUGCUGGAUAAGUUUGGUUCCAUGAGUCCCGACGGACAAUACCAUUCACCUAUUAAGAACAAGAGUGUAAGAUUCAAUGCGAUGCUGGCUGCGCUGACCCCUUUAAGAUCAGCUGUGACUUUCCAAGCUAUGGGCGCCAUGAAGGCGAUGGGAUUGCCAGGCGAUGGGAGGCUCCACACAGAGCCUGGCAAGGCUCACCCUGGCAUGGUCCGGGCACGGCUGACGUUGGCCCUGCUGGACAGCGCCCCAGGCCGCUGUGAUCUCAUC
Messenger RNA from Galeopterus variegatus (Sunda flying lemur), 549 nucleotides. Its product is annotated as acyl-coenzyme A oxidase-like protein. The annotation marks the transcript as partial. Gene Ontology annotation, biological process: fatty acid beta-oxidation using acyl-CoA oxidase; lipid homeostasis. Gene Ontology annotation, molecular function: fatty acid binding; FAD binding; acyl-CoA oxidase activity. Gene Ontology annotation, cellular component: peroxisome. The transcript has 6 exons. The record is from RefSeq and is a predicted model, not a curated record. NCBI's taxonomy places the organism in Eukaryota, Metazoa, Chordata, Mammalia, Dermoptera, Cynocephalidae.